Plasmodium fragile is the source of this 849-nucleotide messenger RNA. RefSeq lists its product as uncharacterized. The coding region runs from base 1 to 849 and encodes 282 amino acids. The record is from RefSeq and is a predicted model, not a curated record. Gene Ontology annotation, cellular component: nucleus. Gene Ontology annotation, molecular function: histone binding. Lineage: Eukaryota; Apicomplexa; Aconoidasida; Haemosporida; Plasmodiidae. The transcript has a single exon.
AUGGAAAAGGCCAUUAAAGAACGCAUUGAGAAAUGGAAAAAGGAAAACUCUGCUGAUGGAAAGGAAGCGACGAACGAAAAUGCAUAUGAGAAUUUGACGGAGCUAAUCCUAGACGGAAAAAAAUUUAGUGCAAUAAAAAGUGAAGAUGUAGAAUUGCUAAAUAAAUUUACUCAUCUGGAAAAACUAAGUCUGAACCAAACAGGAAUACAGACCUUGGAGAGCCUACCCAAAAUGGACACCCUGAAUGUGCUGGAGUUAACAGACAACCACCUGAGCACAGUAGAAGUGUUGAAGUACAUUGUUGAGACAUUUCCAAAUAUAAAAACACUAGAGAUUGGAGGAAACCACUUUAAAAAUAUUAAAGACUUUGAAGUCUUGAAGGAUUUAAAAAACUUAAGUCGUUUAGGUGUGCAGUUUAACCCUUUUGCAGAUGACCCCAAUUAUCGUAAAGAAUUAUUUACCUUCCUCCCGAACAUAAAAAUAAUAGACUGCUACAAUAAGGAAGGAGUAGAAGUGUUAAGCUCUGGUGAAGAAGAAGAUGAAGAAUAUGAAGAAGACAAUACACUGAAGAAUUUUUAUGAAGCUGAUUUUAAAGAAGAAGAUGAAGAAGAGGAUGAGGAAUUUGUUCCUAAUGACAAUGAAGAUGAAGAGGAUGAUGAUGACCUGGAUGAUGAUUUGGAAGAGGAAGAGCUCGAUGAUUUAGGAAAGGAAGAUUUGGAUAAAGAGGAUUUAGAUGUGGAGACUAAGGAUACUGAAAAUCCUCACAAUGAUGAAAAAACGAAUAAGAGAAAACAGAGUGCCCUGGACUCUACCAAUGAAACGGAUGUCAAGAAGACAAAAAUUGAAUAG